Molecule: messenger RNA, 2033 nt
Organism: Bolinopsis microptera
Lineage: Eukaryota; Metazoa; Ctenophora; Tentaculata; Lobata; Bolinopsidae
Product: disks large-associated protein 3-like
Exons: 6
Coding region: 11-787 (258 amino acids)
Biological process (GO): signaling
Source: RefSeq, a predicted model, not a curated record
UUGGAAAGAUAUGGCACCUGUAUCUACCAGGUCAGCAGUCCUCGCGGAUCCAGAGUAUGUUUUCGACCGGUUCACACCAAAGAAGCGACGGAGUAGCAGACGAGCAGUGGAAAAGGAGGACACUCUGAAGAAACAAAAACUUGACCGAGAAAAGUCCCCUCAGGCUCUAAACAACAAGCGAGACGGACUGUUCUCAGACAGUGCCGUGUUAAAACAUUUCGGAGCGGAGCACGUGGCAGGAGUUCAGGGCUGUCAGGAUCUCAUGGACAAAGCGGGUACAAAGUUACUAAAACUUGCGGAUGAAAUUGAAAGUUACAACACCCCGGAAUCUGAGAUAUCGGAAAAUGUGAGGGGUGAUAUGGAAGCAUUCAGUGGAAAAGCGCGUCUGUUGGUGACGAGUAAGCUGAGAAAGCAGUAUCAGCGUAUGAUAGACGACGCCCUCAGUCCUACUUACACACCUCCUACCAAAGUUUCAGAUUUGACUGGCUUCUGGGAGAUGGUCCUACUUCAGCUUGACCAAGUUGACACUGACUAUGCGGAUCUGCUCAAGCUGAAGGAAAAUAACUGGGUUGAGGUGAAAGUAGUCAAGCCUGUAGCUGUUUCUGCCGCAGUUCUCAAUCCAAAAGUUGUCAACAAGCCCGUUGUCCAGAAGACGAAUCCUAAGAAAACAGAAAUGGAUAAAGUCCGAGCAGAUCGGAUGAAGGCCUUCAAACUUCAGAUGAAAGCCAAGAAAGAGGCUGCUAAACAGGGAAAAGAGAACGACGAUAACACUUUCGUCGUGACGUAAUCAAUCAACAGCGUUUCUUGAACUGUGUCAAUAUUCUUAUAUCAGAAAUAAAAUAUUGCAAAUGUCAUAUUUAUUUGACCAUCAAUAACAAUUAAAUUAACACGGUUGUGAAGCUGUGUUGAUGUUAGUGAUCGUUUAUAUAUUAUUAUUACGGAAGCUAAACUAAGGAGGAGGGGGCAGGAUAUACUGCCGCUAGUGUAACUGUCACACAAUGGUUAUGUGUAAAGUGGGGCCGGAGAAGGGUCUAAAAUGGCCAAAAUUAGGCUUAGUUUAAUAUGUGAACGAUCCCUUAUGAGUGUAUUGCAAAUGCUAGACCCCUGUUUUAAUAAUGUUUAGCGUGAAACGAUUAUCAGAUCCCUACAAUUAAUGGUACUUGUCAGGUUUAAUUUAUUGAAUGCUUUCUUGUUAUAUCAAAUUUAACGUCACGUUAAGUUAUCAUAUAAUUUAGAAACAGUUUUGAGAAAUUUACUUUGUAUUAUAUAAUUACAUAUAUCUAAUUUCUGAAAUGACCAAUUCCCCUAUUCGUGAUAUUAAUUUUAUACGCAAUUUUAUAAUAUCUAUGCAUGUCAGAAUUCAUGAACCUAUGUUUUUACGAUUCAGUUAUAAUUAUUUUCUGCAUAAUCUGCAAACUAAUUCAGGUUAUGAAAUAAUUUUUGAUUUCAUAUGUACCUUAUUAGAUGGAAUAUGUACGUUACUUUUUAAAUGUGCUUUUGGUCAAACCUCGUACUAUUUCUGUGCGAACAUUUAUGAUGCCGCACUUUUUAGGUGAUGUAUGUAUUUUUAAUGUUAUGAAAUAAGUAAGGAAAUAUAUAUUAAGGCUGCCGGAUUUCGUUUACGUUGGGUUAAAUGAUAUUUUAUCGUUGGGUUUAAUAACGAUUAAAACAGAUCAGAAUUUUUGUUUUUUCUUGAUUUAAGUUCCUUACAAUUCAUAAUUAAGUACCUAUUAUGAUGCUUCACAAGUCAAUGAAUUUGUUGGGAUUUAUAGUGGUUUAUGCCUGUCACAUGUGGAAUAGAGACCUGAGCCAAAAUUGAUAACACUAAUUGAAUAAACGAAAUUCGAAAUGACCGUAGAUGAUUUAUCCUGAAUCUGGUAUUAAAUCGUGAAAUAGGGAUGGUUAAUCUAUUUGAGCUUCUCAGGUUUCUAUUUCAACUGUGAUUUGUAGAGUGUGGUGGAAAUGGUAUUUAUUAAUAUUUUAUUCUUACUGUAAUGUUAAAACUGAAAUUGAUGUGAUACAAGUGCACAAAA